AUAUGUAAUAUAAAAAUAUAAUAGCAAAUUCAUAAACACUAGACAGUAUCUUUAUUGGAUCUAUUUAUUUAAUUUUAAUAUUUAAGGCUGAGACAUAAUUUUAAUUUACUACCAUGGGUACAUAAUUAUUAAUGUUGUACCCUAUAAGUGGGUGCUUUAGUUUUAUUGGUAAAAGUUUAUGUAUGUAAUUAUACUACAAGUGCUAGGGAUGCGAACUGGUGCUGUUGGGUUGAAGAAAAAAAAAAUAUAUAUAUAUUAAAACCCGUUUUAGUUUAUAAACUAGCUAUAAACCGUGUUGUUUUCAAGAUAAUUAAAAGUAUAGCAAACAAGAAAGUUAUUUUAGAUCUAAAAGAAGGGCGGCAGUAAAUAAGGAAGCCGGUGAAAAUGGCCGGCGACUGCGCAUACAACAAACACAAUGCUAAAGAAACGACUUUUUUUAGUAACAAACAUUUGUUGGACUGCAAGCAGGAAGCUGGAGGAGAUGUUGCUGUCGAUUCCGUGGGGGGAAAAGCCCUGUCCUCCCCUUUCUAUGAGGUUAUAGACGGAGUACUGUAUCGCAAAAAGUUGGAGAAAGGAUACAUCAAUUACAGAGAGGUGCUGGAUACAGAUAGGAGACUCGGUGCUAUUGCUACUUUUCAUCAGAAGAGAAAUGGAGCGCAGCACCACACCUUGGAGGAUACCUACAGAUUUGUGGCGGAAAACUAUUGGUGGGAAGGAAUGUUUUUUCCCAUUCGGGAUUAUGUCCUAGGAUGUAAGGAAUGCACAGGAAGGAGGGUGGGGAUGGAUGUGUAUGAAGAAACUAUUACCAAAACAUUAGUUUCCCACGGGACUGAUGUUCUUAAAAAGUUGAACAGUCAGCGUGACGAAGGUCUAUUCUGUGACAUAACCUUGAUUGUGGAUGGAGCCACGUACUCUGCACAUAAGGCAGUGCUUGCAGCUGCCAGUGAAUACUUCAAGGAAAUGUUUACAGAGAUGGAUUCCACAUCCAAUCAUAAGUCUGCAGUUGAUCUAACUGGUUUCAGCCCGGACAGUUUUCUGCCUUUGCUGGAGUUUUCAUAUACCUCCACUCUGUCUUUGAAGCUUGGGAACCUUACAGAGAUCUGUACUAUGGCCAGGCACUUCAGGAUGUGGUCAGUGGUUGAGUUGUGCAAAGGCAUUCAGAAAGAGCAAGUGGACAGUAAGGACUAUUCAGGGAUACAGCGCUUGGGGGGCAAACGCUCCAUCUACACUCCAUCUCCUACCUCUGUGGAAAUCUGUGGCAUCAAGUCUAUAAUUAAGAGCCAGCAAGACAGCCCACCUUCUCUUGGAAAAGACGAGAAAUACAAUAAUGAAACUCCAAAUAGUCAGGAUUAUAUGGAGAAUUCCAGAUGCCAUUUUAUGGAAUCAAACUUUAAGGAUUCUGCAAAGAGCAAAGCACACGUUUUGGAGAAUAGCUUUAAAUGCACAUUGGGAACAUCAGAAGAACUGAGUACAGGCAAGUUGCUCAGGCAUUACUCAACACUGCAGAAGGCAGAUAAGCAAACCCUCAGCACUCCCAUGAAACGGCUGAAGUUGUUGGAUUUCAAGUCUCCAUCUAAAAAAAUUAAGUCUUCUCCCAAGAAACUUCCUUGUACAAAAAUAUCUCCUAGCCAUCAGAAUCCAAACUGGGCCAUGGCUUCUCCAACGCAAAACAAAAAAGAGAUUUCUUUACAGGGCAUCACAACCACUCCUAUCCAAGCAAACUACAAGAAGCAGUUACGUUUUUCUCUUCCAGACGAGUGCACCCAGGAAAGGCUGGAAAUCUGUGCAGAAACAUUCAAAUCUCCAGUCAAGACAGAGCCAGCGGAAGAGGAGGUGCAGUCUCCCAAUACAGUAGAAAAAUACAAGCUGCUCCGUGUGUUGGGUCUGCAGCGCAAAUCCUUGAUUGUCUGUGGAGAGGAGUUGACAGGAUGGAGGCAAAAGAAACGUCUCAGGAAGCUUAAGGUCUGCAGCUAUUCCCUGACCACCAGAAGAAAAAGGAGCACGGGUAACCUUAACUCGGGAGAACACCGUGCUGACAAACAAAGCCUGUCUCAGGGGAAGAUUAACCUGGGAAUAAUUAAAGCUGAAAAGACAGAAUCUGAAAUAAGCCCAGUGCGCAGGAAUAAGGUUAUGUUAAGAAGGCGAGGCUAUGGUUGGACUACAAGAAGCAAAGUUGCAUCAGUUAAAUUGAGGGUAGCUGCUGAACAAAAAGCCCUGCAAGCCAUUCAUAAUGCAACAGAGAAAACUACUGUCAGAUGUAAUAGAGGCAGGAGCUCCAGACUAGAAAGUAGACAGCUUCCAAGCGUUCGACCUGGAAACAUUCAGAUUAACAAGCACAUUAAAAAAGAAAUACCGGCUAAGCAGAGUGUCUUUACAGAUAACCACGUCAGAAGUAGACGCUUAGGUUUUGUACAUACAAACAAGCCAUCGUUUUUAUCUGUUCAGGUAAACAACCCAAUUGCUGAAGUGUGUUCUGUGGAGGAUCUUUCCAGGGGAAGCACAAAUAAAAACAUUAGGUUAUUGAGGAGCAUCAGGCAGACAGAAAAGAUUAAUGAAAAGUAUGCGUAUGUUGGGAAGAAAGCUGCCCUGGUAAGGGCGAGACAGAAGUUGGAUAGUCAACCACUUCAGAAAGGAAGCGCUCAAUCAAAGAGUCCUUUUGUUUGCAACAAAGAAGUAGGAAAAGCUGUGAAGCAAACCAAAUCUGGGAAUGCAGAUGCCAGGAACCAAAGAUUUAGAUCAAGCACUUGUAAAGUUCAGCUUGCUUCAGGCCUGGGUAAACGAAAGAGAAAGCCCAGUCAAAAACUAUUGGAUGCUGGGUUUGUGUUUAACUUGCACAGGCCAGAAAGCACAAAAGAGGUGGCUGGUAGCAGCACAAUGAGGGACAGUAAAAAACAUGAACUCUGUCUAACAACAACCUCUGUCUCGAAACUAAGUUCCAAAAACAUAAGGGGCAGUGGGCCUCAGACUUCAGAAAUUCUGGGUAGAACUCGCGGGGCGAUUAAAAAUGCAGAGGCCGUACUGGUACUUGGGAGGAAGCUGCUAAAGGUCAAAGGCAACAGGCCUUUAGUUAAGAGAAGUGAGUCCUAUUGGUCUGCUGAGGGUAGAGGUGGAAAGUGCAACAUUGACCGUACUGCUUCAAGAAAGAUGGCUAACGUACAAUUACUGGCUGACCUUGGAUCUACAUUUGACUACACGGAUGGACUACCGAAGGUCGUAGACAUGAAGACCAGACUUCCCAAGUUUGCUGAAGUGAUUAAAAGUACUCGUGUGAAAAGGCUAAAAGCUGGAGUUUCAACAAACGGCAGCUGCAGCAGCAUCUCAGUGUCUUCACACACCUGCUCUGAAUGUAAAGAUUCUUUCAAAAACUGUGACUCUCUUAUCAUGCACAAAAUAAGACACAUAGAAGGAAAACACUGGCCUUGUCCGUUGUGUAAAAAAACUUUCUUCAGGCAGAAAAACGUGCAGAACCAUAUUCGUACUCACGAUCAGAUGCUCUACAGAUGCAAGCAUUGUAUGAAAUAGCAGAGAGAAAGAGGGCUGACUCUAAAGGGUUAGGAGGAGAAAAACAUUUAAAUGUCCGGUCAGGACAGAACAUCACAUUUCUAAAGUUGUGGUGUUUGUUUUAAGAAGACUAUGACUUGUAAACAACUAUAUUGCUAUACAGCAGUGUUGUGGAAAUCCCAGUGUUUGUGUAAUUACCUGAACUAAAUAAGCCAAAACUUCAAACGUGAGCCCUGGGAAGACAUGCUCUCGUGAAGUAAAUAUUUGCAGAAAUGUAAACAAAUUAUUUAUAACAUUUUAAUGGAUCUGUUUAUUAAUAAAUGUUACAUUGCUCUUAAUGAUUUUAAACCUAAGAUUCAUUAAUUUAUAGAUGCUGAAAUUGACGAAUGCUGGGUAUACUUGAAAGUUUCUGUGUCUUUGUAUAAUGGUCAUAUUUAUAAUAUUGCUGCACAUUUUUUGGUUUUUUUUGACUGCAGUGUUCUGUCAUGUCUGCCUAGUAAAUUGCCUAUUUAAAAGAGAAACUGUUUAAGUGAGGAUGAGGCAAGGUUGAAAAACCUGUUCCACUUAUCAGCAUCACAAUGUUAUCACUGGUCACCCUUUACUUCUGUUGAAUAUGUUUGUUUUGGUUCUUUGCAUGUAUUUUAUACUUUGAGUUUGGAAUAUGCAGAUAUUUCAAAGACCACACUGCAGACAAAGUAGCUGCUACUUUUAUGAGAUUUAAUUGGCAUAUUCUGAAUAAAUGUUUUAAAGUGAAGACCCCAAAUAUUUUUAGUGCAGUAAUAUUGUUAAUUAAGCUAUUGAAAGCAAAACCAUAGAUUUUUUUUUUUAAACAUUGGUUAGCACCCCUUUUAAAAUGUGAUUUUGAAUAAAUGUAAUUAUUGUGACACAA
Acipenser ruthenus (sterlet) is the source of this 4390-nucleotide messenger RNA. RefSeq lists its product as uncharacterized. The record is from RefSeq and is a predicted model, not a curated record. Lineage: Eukaryota; Metazoa; Chordata; Actinopteri; Acipenseriformes; Acipenseridae. Gene Ontology annotation, molecular function: RNA polymerase II cis-regulatory region sequence-specific DNA binding; protein binding; DNA-binding transcription factor activity, RNA polymerase II-specific. The transcript has 7 exons. Gene Ontology annotation, biological process: regulation of transcription by RNA polymerase II. Bases 385 to 3522 code for a protein of 1045 amino acids.